Hypomesus transpacificus is the source of this 2618-nucleotide messenger RNA. Its product is annotated as leucine zipper putative tumor suppressor 2 homolog. Gene Ontology annotation, biological process: cell division; negative regulation of canonical Wnt signaling pathway. The coding region runs from base 407 to 2512 and encodes 701 amino acids. The record is from RefSeq and is a predicted model, not a curated record. Lineage: Eukaryota; Metazoa; Chordata; Actinopteri; Osmeriformes; Osmeridae. The transcript is spliced from 5 exons.
GUUCCACCAUCAGUCUGCUCUUGGACUCGCUGCGUUUGAGACCACAGUAACGAACGGGCAUCUUAAAGCAGGAAGAGAUAAAACAGAAAGCUAGCAGAGAGAAAAAGAAUGCGCAUUGCAAGAAGUUUUUAAAGGAGGAUAUUAUUUCUCAGAAACUUGAUAUUAAAUCGACAGAAAAACACGUCCACACAAUUUUUUCGAGAAGACUCGCAGAACUGUCCUGUCAACGAGGGCUGUCCUGUGUAAGCUUUCAUGCCCAGGAGCAGUGAGAGAGUGGAGCCCCAGCAGUGGCCGUGAGUCCCUGGGAUGCACGGACGACCAGUUCCCCCUGUUUCUCUCAGGCCUCCAGAAGCCCAAAACAGGGUGCCAGUGAGAGAGUGUGUGGGCCCACUGAUCAGCUGCUACUAUGGCCCUGGUUCAGGCUCCGCCCGUCUCCUCUGCUGAGCACCACACCCCCAGCCGCAGCGGGGCCCGCAGUCGCCACCCCUCCGGCCCCCACUCUCCCCCCGCUGCUCCACCCUCCUCCCUGGACGCCAUGGGCUCCGUCAGCAGCCUCAUCGCCACCCGCCCCACCUACCAGGACCACCACAGCCGGCCUGCUGCAGAGCUGGGCACCAGAUUCCGACGACAGACCCCCGGGGUUUCCAGCCUGGACACCGACACAUGCCAGGACUCCCUGCUCCGCUGCCUGACCCCGCCCAGCAAGAAGCAGAGCACGGCCGUCUCCGGUAAAGUCCUGCAGAAGGAUGGAGGGAACGGGAACUACACCUACCUGAAUGUGGACUAUGUCGGGGACUGGAAUGACAACCACGUGGCUUCCGGUAGUCCUGGGAGUGACACAGAGGAGGCCAGGGAGGGCCAGGGUCUGAACGGGAACAUGGGCGGACCCCCUCCCAAGCUGGUACCUGUGUCUGGGAAACUGGAGAGGCACAUGGAGAAAACCGUCAUCCGGCCCACCGCCUUCAAACCCGUCGUUCCUAAAAGCCGCAACUCUAUGCAGUACCUCUCCCCUCGCCAUGGGCACAGCCUGUCGGAGAGCCAGAGCAAUCUAAACCUAUUAAGCCCCGCCCACAGGGAGUCUCCUUCCUGUUCUGACAAACGGAACUCUUACAGCGGCGCCCGCAACGGAGGAAGCAACCAAUCUUGUUCCUUGUCCGACUCUGGACGCAACUCUCUGUCCAGCCUGCCCCCCUACAGCAGCACUGGGUACAGUCUGGCCCAAGGAGAGGCCCCUGGAGGGCACCUGGAGCCAAUGAAGAACGCCCCGGUGAACGGACAUGGACACUCCAACUCAGACAGCGGCCGCUCCUCCUCCAGUAAAAGUACGGGCUCCGGGUCGCUGAGCGGGCGAGGGCAGCCCCUCUCAGACAGUGGGUCUAGCGGGCGGUCCCCUGUCCCAGUGGAGGGCUACGAGGGUGUGGUGAGAGACCUGGAGGACAAGCUGAGGGAGAGAGAAGUGGAGCUCCAGCAGCUCCGGGAAAACUUGGACGAGAAUGAGGUGGCCAUCUGUCAGGUUUACGACGAAAAGCAGAAGCGCUUUGAGCUAGAGUUGGAGGAACUGCGUCAGAGCUGCGCCACCCGGAUGCAGACGGCCUCCCAGAAGGCUCAGCGAGCCCAGCAGGUGCUGCAGCUGCAGGUCUUCCAGCUGCAGCAGGAGAAGAAGAAGCUGCAGGAGGACUUUGCCCAGCUGCUGCAGGAGCGGGAGCAGCUGGAGGAGCGCUGCAGCUCCUACGAGCACGAGAAGAUCCAGCUGGGGCCACGCCUCGAGGAGACCAAGUGGGAGGUGUGUCAGAAGUCUGGGGAGAUCUCCCUGCUGAAGCAGCAGCUGAAGGACAUCCAGGGGGAGCUGGCCCAGCGUGUGGGUGAGAUCGUGUCCCUGCGGGGCCAGCUGAGAGAGACCCGGGGUGAGGCCACCAACCACCAGGCCCUGCUGCAGGAGGCCACCUCCACCAACCGCACGCGCACCCUGGAGCUGGAGGUCUGCGAGAACGAGCUGCAGCGCCGCAAGAGCGAGGUGGAGCUGCUCCGCGAGAAGCUGUGUCGUCUGGAGGAGGAGACAACCCGCCUCCGCGACGCCCUAGCCAAUCAGGGCCAAGGCCUCGCCCAUCACAGCAACAGGCACUGCCAGGUCUUCCACGAGGGGGAGGAGCAGAUGCUAGCCUACGAGAGCGACGAAUCCAAAGCCCAGCGUCAAGGCAACAGCGAUGCCGUGCAGAACAUGCGGCUGCAGCUGGAGAGGCUGAGGGGGGAGCUGGCGUUGGAGAGUCAGCGAGGGGAGGAGCAAGCGGGGAGCUUUGAGGAUGAGCGGCGGGUGUGGCAAGACGAGAAGGACAAGGUGAUCCACUACCAGAAGCAGCUGCAGCAGAACUACGUGCAGAUGUACCGCCAGAACCGGGAGCUGGAGCGGGCCCUUCGGGAGCUGAGUCAAGAACUGGAGACCAGGGAUGAGCUCGACGAGCAGGAGGAGGGCAAUGAGAUCAACUUUGAUGAGAUUGCUGCCACUGAGAUCUAACCCUACUAUCAUCCACUCUCUGUCUGUCUGCCUGCCUGCCACGUGUCUCAUCCCCUGGGAAACUCUACUCUAUAGGAAGCCUGUGGCCUCUAUAAGUCGUUAGUAG